Messenger RNA from Papaver somniferum (opium poppy), 339 nucleotides. RefSeq lists its product as uncharacterized. NCBI's taxonomy places the organism in Eukaryota, Viridiplantae, Streptophyta, Magnoliopsida, Ranunculales, Papaveraceae. The transcript has a single exon. The record is from RefSeq and is a predicted model, not a curated record. The annotation marks the transcript as partial.
AUGGAAGCUACGGCUCUAACAAAUCACAUAUUCUCAACAUUCUCAUCUCAUUCAUCUUCAUCUCAGGCUUCAUCAACUCAUCAUUAUCAUUCCUUAUUACCUACUACCAUUUCACUUAAAAAUCAUAAAAGAAUUUUGUCAUCUAAAGUUUCAGUUUCUAGCCCUAGAUCUCAUUUCAACCGAAGAAAUUUCAUUAUCUGUUCUUCUGUCAAUGGAAUAGAAGAAACUGUCAAAGAUGUUCCAAUUGAGAAGCAAUUUCCUGCAUACCCAACUGUGAUGGAUAUUAACAAGAUUCGCGAAAUUCUACCUCAUAGGUUUCCAUUUCUAUUGGUUGAUAGA